Molecule: messenger RNA, 467 nt
Organism: Ilex paraguariensis (yerba mate)
Lineage: Eukaryota; Viridiplantae; Streptophyta; Magnoliopsida; Aquifoliales; Aquifoliaceae
Source: the annotation of a GenBank genome assembly
ACAAAACCUAAGCUACGCACAGAGUGACGAACACAGCAACCAAAUAGCUAGCCGCAGAAGGUAAACGAGCGAAUUUUCUGAAUCAAUCCAGAGAUUUCUACGCAAUCAUGGCUGAAGAAGAAAAUCAAAACGAAGUGAAGGAUGAGGCUUCUGAUAUUGCACCAUUUGACCCUACAAAAAAGAAGAAAAAGAAGAAGGUCGUAAUUCAAGAUCUUUCAGAUGAUUCUGUGGAUAAUUUGGCUGAUAAAACUGAAAGUUUAUCAGUUUCUGAUGGUCUUGAGACUAGCUUUUCUGGUCUGAAAAAGAAGAAGAAGAAACCAGCGCAUACUGAUCUCCUGAAUGAUGAGAAAGAAAAUGAAGGGAAUGAUUUUGAUGAUCACAUCGGAGAGGAUGAGGAAGGAGACGGAAUUGUCUUGCAACAGCAGUUUCCAUGGGAAGGGAGUGACCGGGAUUACAAAUACGAGGAG